This is a messenger RNA of Tripterygium wilfordii, 1005 nucleotides long. Its product is annotated as vacuolar protein sorting-associated protein 20 homolog 2-like. Gene Ontology annotation, biological process: vesicle budding from membrane; late endosome to vacuole transport via multivesicular body sorting pathway. Gene Ontology annotation, cellular component: multivesicular body; ESCRT III complex. Lineage: Eukaryota; Viridiplantae; Streptophyta; Magnoliopsida; Celastrales; Celastraceae. Bases 74 to 754 code for a protein of 226 amino acids. The record is from RefSeq and is a predicted model, not a curated record. The transcript has 6 exons.
UAUCUAACAGAGAUGAUUACUUUUCUCUUUUCUUGUCUGUCGUUCUAAUUACUAAAUCCAAACAGUUGGAUUGAUGGGGAAUUUGUUCGUGAAGAAGCCAAAGAUCACCGAUGGGGAUCGAGCCAUUCUCAACCUCAAGACCCAGAAACGCAAGCUCUCUCUGCAUCAACAACAGCUUGAAGCUGUCAUUGAAGCAGAAAAGCAAGCUGCGAAGGAUCUGAUUCGUGAGAAGAGGAAGGAUCGGGCCUUAUUAGCAUUGAAGAAGAAGAAAACACAAGAAGAACUAUUGAAGCAAGUCGAUUCCUGGCUCAUUAAUGUUGAACAACAAUUGGCAGAUAUUGAACUUGCAAGCAAACAGAAAGCAGUGUUUGAAAGUUUGAAGUCGGGUAAUAAUGCUAUUAAGGCAAUACAAAGUGAGAUCCACCUCGAGGAUGUUCAGAAACUAAUGGAUGAUAGCGCUGAAGCUAAAGCUUACCAAAAUGAAAUCAAUGCAAUAUUGGGCGAGAAACUGUCAGCAGAAGAUGAAGAGGAGAUUCUGGCAGAAUUUGAAAAUUUGGAAGCUCAGAUCACCUUUCAAGAUAUGCCAAGUGUGCCCACCCCCGUCCCGUCUGCUGCGGAAGAUGAGGAGUUGGAUCUGCCCACUGUACCAACCAAAGCUCUGACUGCUUCGAAUGUGAUUACUAAUGAUACUGAAACUGCUUCAGCUGAAGUUUCAACCAAGAGAAGAGUGUUGGAGGAACCAUUGCCGGCUUGAUUGGAAAAGAAACAUCAAUGGCGUCCCCUUCGCGCCCACGCAAGCGACAAAGAUUCUUUCUUUGUUAUUUGGGAUUGUUGCAAUUGCAUGCAUGAUAAUCAGGGAUUUUCUGUGACGAUCAUACCGAUUAUGUCUUGUACAUAAUUUGUAAAAUUCAAUUUCUGUUCCAUACCUUGAUUUGUUCAUACUUUUAAUCAACUUGUUCACUCUGAUAUGUUUAUUUCUUUUUUAUUUCACCACUCCAUCGGAAA